AUCAUUUUUAGACAAAAAUGGGGAUUUCCCUUACGUCGUUAAUUCUUGCAAAUUAUGAUAAUUUAUGAAACAUUGAUCUUCCCAUCUCAUAUAUGCUGUUUGUGGGGAAGGAAGUUAUUGGCGUGUUUGAUUGCUUUUUUUGCAGCCGAAUCGAAGAAUGGCCAGUGUUGCGAAUGCUGCCGAAUUGGAUAUAGUGACGUGCUCCAUUUGUAAAGAUAUCUUUAAGAAUCCAGUGAAAAUAUCUUGUAAUCAUUCAUUCUGUGAGGAUUGCAUUGACAAAACUUGGGCAGCCAGUGGUAAAUAUACAUGUCCGAUAUGUCGUACUGCAUGUGAUGGAACGAAGAACGUUGACUUUAGAAUAAUACAAAAAAUGUCGGAAUUGACAAUAAACUGCAGUAAAUGCUCUAAGAAAGUCUUUGUGAUUGAAUACAGACGACAUCAAAGAACACACGACCAAACGUCGUCUCUCAGCAGGACGCCGUCGAGAAGAUUGGGUAGUUUUUGUGGUAGCAGCACUCGUCGUAACAUCUACACUUUUCCUUGUCCUUAUUGUGACAAGAUGUUUGACCGCGAAGAUUUGAUACGUCACGUCUUGGCAGUUCAUAGAGACUGCGAUCCAAAAGUUGUGUGCCCUAUUUGCAAAGUUAUGCCUUGGGGAGAUGCUAAUAAGAAAAGUGACAAUUUUUUCGAUCAUAUUAAGAAGCGACAUCAAUUUGAUUACGACAGAUUCGUGGAUUUGAACCAAAGCGAAGAAGAUUCCCUUAGGAAUGCGUUGAUGCUUAGCUUGGAACAGUAUUGAAAUGCAAAACUUUACACCGGCUGAGAACAUUUAUAACGAUGACGAAGCAGGCGUUGCACCUAGCGAUUUAGAACAAGCGCCAGCCACAUAGUUCAUUUGAAGACACAACCAAGUGAAAGCGACUCCUUAUGGACACAAGCAGCCUUCGCAUUUUGUAUCAUAUCCUUCAACUGAACUAUUAUUGCAUGCAUUGUAUUAAUUUAUUCACACAUCACGUGGAUAGUGAUCGAUUUGUAAUGGAUGAUGAAGUUUUUAAGGAGUAAUGUUGAAGACGGUAUUCUGUAUUCAUUCAUUCGUUCUCAGUAGACCAUUUAUUGAUUGUAAGUUGCAUUGAUGUUGCAUUUAAGAUGAGGUUAAUACGUAUGGUAAUAUAUUAUCCAAUAAUACUUUAUGUAAUAAAAAUAGUUUUACAUAAAAAUGUGGACUUCCCUUUA
This is a messenger RNA of Xenia sp. Carnegie-2017, 1233 nucleotides long. RefSeq names its product E3 ubiquitin-protein ligase RNF114-like. The coding region runs from base 158 to 799 and encodes 213 amino acids. Gene Ontology annotation, biological process: protein polyubiquitination; ubiquitin-dependent protein catabolic process. The record is from RefSeq and is a predicted model, not a curated record. NCBI's taxonomy places the organism in Eukaryota, Metazoa, Cnidaria, Anthozoa, Malacalcyonacea, Xeniidae. Gene Ontology annotation, molecular function: ubiquitin protein ligase activity. The transcript has 7 exons.